Molecule: messenger RNA, 1347 nt
Organism: Anoplophora glabripennis (Asian longhorned beetle)
Lineage: Eukaryota; Metazoa; Arthropoda; Insecta; Coleoptera; Cerambycidae
Gene: Rpn7
Product: 26S proteasome non-ATPase regulatory subunit 6
Exons: 6
Coding region: 86-1255 (389 amino acids)
Biological process (GO): proteasome-mediated ubiquitin-dependent protein catabolic process
Cellular component (GO): proteasome regulatory particle
Molecular function (GO): protein binding
Source: RefSeq, a predicted model, not a curated record
UACUGUCAAAUUGCCUACCGUUUUGACUUGUCAUCAGUUUGGUUUUGUUGAGAGUUGAGAUUUGUGAUUUUUAAAUCAAGUGAAAAUGCCGAUAGAAAACUUGGAAGACCAGGGACUUGAAAAAAACCCAGACCUAGAGCUGACUCACUAUAAAUUUCUUCUGUCUUUGCCAGAGUACAGAAAUGAUAGAGCUGUGCACUCAAAAAUUACAGAAGCAAUAAAGAAAGAUGAUAUGGCCCCUUGGUACGAACUCAUAUGCAAGGACGCGGGCUGGAAACUUGACCCUGCUAUGCUGAAGACCCUUAAAACCAAGAACGACGAACAAAUAAAGUUGUUAGAUGAAGCCAUCGAAGACGCUGAGAAAAACUUGGGCGAAAUGGAGGUCCGAGAGGCCUAUUUGAGAAAGGCAGAGUAUUACAGCCGUAUAGGAGACAAAGAGAACGCCGUCAGUACCUUCAGACAGACUUACGACAAGACAGUUUCGUUGGGUCACCGGCUCGAUAUUAUCUUCCAUUUAAUUAGGAUAGGGUUGUUUUUUAUGGAUCACGAUCUCAUCACGAGGAAUAUCGAAAAAGCAAAGAGUUUAAUCGAGGAGGGAGGGGAUUGGGAUAGACGAAAUCGUCUGAAGGUGUACCAAGGCGCUUAUUGUAUGGCCGUCAGAGAUUUUAAAACGGCUGCAAACCUAUUUUUGGAUACCGUCAGUACCUUUACUUCGUAUGAGCUGAUGGACUACAAGGCUUUUGUCCGUUAUACUGUGUACACUUCUAUCAUUAGUCUGCCUAGGAAUCAGCUACGGGAUAAGGUUGUGAAGGGUUCGGAAAUUUUAGAAGUACUCCACUCGGAACCUUUCGUUAAGGACUAUCUUUUCUCGCUUUACAAGUGCCAUUACGCCGAGUUCUUUUCUAAUUUAGCCGAAGUUGAGAGUAUUUUGAGGAAAGACUACUUCCUGAACCCGCACUAUCGUUAUUACGUGCGAGAAAUGAAGAUCUUAGCUUACACGCAGCUGCUAGAAUCGUACAGGUCCCUAACGUUGCAGUAUAUGGCAGAGGCGUUUGGCGUAACGAUGGACUACAUCGACGAGGAAUUGUCGACGUUUAUAGCGACGGGUCGUCUGCAUUGUAAAAUCGACAGGGUUGGAGGGAUCGUGGAGACCAACAGGCCCGAUUUGAAAAACGCGCAGUUUAAUUCGGUGGUGAAGCAAGGAGAUUUGUUGCUGACGCGUGUCCAGAAGCUGUCUCGAGUUAUAAAUAUUUAAUUAAUGUAGUGUGAAAGUUUGCUCGGAUUCUUACUAUUUCUUUUUGUAUUAGGAAACUUAAUAAUGUUUAAUAAAUAAGCUUGCGAUUUGUC